AGAAAUGCCCUAACCCUAGCCUGCGAAACUGAAUGGCUGGCCUCCCUGUCGAGCCAAAGACUGGAUAGCUAUGACAAGAGGAGGUUAUGAAACGAGAUACCGGAGUUGGCCAUGUUGAGUCAGGCAGCGCUGUGUUUUCCUUUGCAAUGUCCAGUGGUGGAUCCGAAAUGGCUCCCGUUUCUUCUCUCUCUUCUUGCGCAGCGCUUGCUCAAUGGGGCGCUGUGAAUCAAGCUGCUGCGAGCGCAGGAGGGUUUGCCGUCUUUGGUUUGUGCUUGAGAACGGAUCAGCCUCACUCACAGGAAGUUUCUGAGAUGGAAGCAGCUCACCUCAGCCCAGAGCUUCCUAUUCGAUGGGUUGUUUCUGCAGACAGGACUGUUGAGAUCAAGGAGGAAGUGACUGAGCUGGGGUGCGACCAGGCCAACGAGCGGAUCCUGCAGGAGGAAACGCCACCUUCUAGCAUCACUGAGAGAGACACGGAUAUGAAAUUGGUAUGUCUUAGUAGAGGACAAGGAUCAGAAAUGGCAUCUUCUCACGUUAAAGAGGAGGACCCAGAAAUGGAACCUGUCCACUUUAAAGAGGAGCUUCCUGAUUCUGCACAUAUUAAACCAGAGGUAGCCAAGCCUGAUGCUUCCUUAAAUGAAGGAGGGGCAUCUCAUGACAUGCAUACUAAUGGAGAGGAGGGGACUGAGCUGGGUUCCAUUCAGAGGAAAUGUCACAUCUCCCAGCUGGAGGCCAUCCAGAUACAUCCUUCAUCACAACAGGAACCAAGGUCACCUUCACCCUGUGGGACAACAAUGUUAGAAAAAAAUCUCCAGCAAACUCACACAGGAGAGAAACCACACCACUGUACUGAAUGUGGAAAGAGCUUCACUCAUUUAGGGAACUUCAAACAACACCAGCGGUCUCAUAUAGGCGAGAAACCUCACCGCUGCAUAAACUGUGGGAGAAGUUUCACUUAUUUAAGAACCUUUAGAAGACACCAGUGCGUUCACACAGGAGAGAAACGGUUUCACUGUAGUGAAUGUGGAAAGAGCUUCACUCGAUUAGGAACCCUUAAACAACACCAGCUAAUUCACUCAGGAGAGAAACCACACCACUGUAGUGAAUGUGGAAAGAGCUUCAUUCGAUCAGGAAGACUUAAACAACACCAGCUAAUUCACUCGGGAGAGAAACCACACCACUGUAGCGAAUGUGGAAAGAGCUUCAUUGAAUUAGGAAGCCUUAAAAAACACCAGCGACUUCACACAGGAGAGAAAACGCACAACUGCAAUGAAUGUGAGAAGAGUUUCUUUCAAAUAGGCAACCUUAAAAAACACCAGCGAAUUCACAACUGGUGGAAUUCCUUAACAAACACCAGAAAAUUUAAGCAAGACAGAAGCCCUGUCGCUGAAGAGAUUAACUUGCUCAAAUCAAGUGAAGAGUCAUGAAUGCAGUAUUGUAAAACGUAGAUAAUUGUGAUGAAAACUAAGGUGUACCAUGUGCUUCACCACAU
Molecule: messenger RNA, 1492 nt
Organism: Polyodon spathula (Mississippi paddlefish)
Lineage: Eukaryota; Metazoa; Chordata; Actinopteri; Acipenseriformes; Polyodontidae
Product: zinc finger protein 501-like
Exons: 3
Coding region: 87-1427 (446 amino acids)
Biological process (GO): regulation of transcription by RNA polymerase II
Molecular function (GO): DNA-binding transcription factor activity; RNA polymerase II cis-regulatory region sequence-specific DNA binding
Source: RefSeq, a predicted model, not a curated record